ACACGCCUCCCUCGGUCCCUCCGCAAGGGGGCGCUGCGGCACCGGAACCGGGAUCGGCACCGGAACCGGGAUCUGAGCCGGGACCGGAGCCGAGGUGCCCCCCCACCGCCCUCGGCCCGAGCCCGGGACCGGCAGGAGCCGCACGGUGCUCUUUCCCACAGGAUUUUUGGGGCAGAGCCAUUCCCAAACGCUGCGUUCUGGAUCCAAACGGGGCUUGUGGGCUGCAGCUCUUUUGAAGGCUUUGCUCUGUCACAAGCGCAGCUUUCCCAAACUGGAAGGAGGAUUCCCCUGGCACCGGUGACCUCCUGAGGCAGUUCCUGGCUGUGGGAUGGAGCUGUGGAGCCGGGCAGACCCCCAGCUCCGAGAGGUCGUGUGGUUUGCCCUGCGCUGCCGGGCCCUGGCGCUGCUGCUGCAGGCAAGUCUGUCCUCCAGCCAAGGAGGCUCUGCUGGGGUUUGCUGCUCCCAGGCUCCUCCCUGCUGUACCCCUGGGAUCCAUGAGCUGGUUCUGCACAAUGGGGAAAUCAUCCUCUCUGGAGAGCCAACAGACCGUCUCCAGCCAGGGGUUUUACUUACAGGUUGCUGUUAAGUAAAAUUGCAUUAAUCUCCUUGUGACUUGCUGUAUUUUCAUGCUGCUGCUGCAAGAGGCUGGUUUGGCUCAAAGUGUGUUUAUCCACAGAAAAGGAACAAUAAUCUCCUCCUGUACGUUCCUCCCAAGUCUCAUUUCCAGAGACAUCCUGCUCUGAGCAUGGGAGAGCUUGGUUGUGACAGCCAGCACAGAGCCCAGUCAUAGCCAGAGCAGCUUUCCCUGGCCAGUUCUGCAGGGAUCCAUGCUGCGUCCCAGAGCGUUAUUCUGUUCAGGUGCCGUGUUUAACCUGCUGAUCCCGGACCACGCUGCCGACGCCUUCUCCCCGCCGCGGCCGGGCCCGCGGGGCCGCUGGGACGCGCUGCUGGAGCGGCUGCUGGGCGGGCUGGGCCGCUGGGACGCCGAGCAUUUCCUGUUCAUCGCCGAGCGCGGCUACCUGCUGGAGCACAACUGCGCCUUCCUGCCGCUCUUCCCGCUGGCGCUGCGGCUGCUGGCCGCGCUGCUGCCGUGCCCGGUGCCGCUGCAGCCCCGCAGCCGGCUGCUGCUGGCGGCCGCGCUGCUGAACGCGGCGCUGGCGGCGCUGGCGGCCGCGGCGCUGCUGGCGCUGGGCCGGGCCGUGCUGCGCCGGCCCCGCCAGGCCUUCCUGGCCGCGCUGCUCUUCUCCGUCAGCCCGGCCGGCGUCUUCAUGGCCGCGGCCUACUCGGAGAGCGCCUUCGCCGCGCUGGCCUUCAGCGCCAUGUGGCAGCUGGAGACGGGCCGCGGCCGGCUGGGCGGGCUGCUCUUCGCGCUGGCCGCCGGGGCCCGGGCCAACGGGCUGCUCAACGCCGGCUUCGUGCUCUACGCGCGGGCCCGGCGCUUCGCGCUGCGGCUGCAGGGCCCGGCGGCGGCCCCGAGGGAGCUCCCCGUGCUGUGCAAGCGGCUCCUCGGCCUGGUGUCUUCGUCAGCCCUGAUGUGUGCCGGGAUUUCCCUGCCUUUUGCCGUGUUUCAGUACUACGCCUACGUGCGGUUCUGCGAGCCCGGCGCGGGCCUGGCCCCGAGCGUGCCCGAGCCGCUGCUGCAGCUGGCACGGGACAAGGGCUAUCGGGUGGCAGGCGUGGGUGAGGCUAAACCCCCCUGGUGCUCCCAGCGCUUCCCUCUGGUCUAUUCCUAUAUCCAGGACACUUACUGGAACGUGGGCUUUCUGAGGUACUUUGAGCUCAGACAGAUCCCAAAUUUCCUGCUUGCUCUGCCUGUCACCCUUCUGUGCUCGUGGGCUGCCUGGACCUACGUCAGCACGAACCCCCGGCACUGCCUGACUCUUGGUCUAGAGAGGAGCAAGGGUGAAGAGAGGGGAAAGGCAAGAGAUGGAUUUUGUGGCCCUGCUGCCUUCGUGUACGUGGUCCACAGCACGGCCCUGCUGGUGUUCGGGUUCUUCUGCAUGCACGUGCAGGUGCUGACCCGCUUCCUCGGCUCCUCCUCUCCCAUCCUGUACUGGUUCUCAGCUCACCUGCUUUUGGAACACGAACCUUUACUCUGGAGCACAGGGACUGACAAUCCAGCCUCUGGGAAGCCUCUUCUGGGUAAAUCUCACAGUUCCUCUGGAAAAGGGACCUCGGACAACCCCCUUGUGAGGCUGCUGCUGAACUGGCGAUCGAUUACCCCCCUCAGCAAGAGCAUCCUGGGGUUCUUCCUGGGCUACUGGCUGCUGGGGCUGAUCCUGCACUGCAACUUCCUCCCGUGGACGUAGCAGGCUGUGCUGGCACAGGCCAACAGUGGGGCAGGAGCUGCUCAGAACUGAAACUCAGCUGCUCUGAAAGCCUGAGGUGGCUGUGAUGACGCUGUCGUUGCAGUUACAAAGGUGUUACUCCUCCGUUACCAUGUCCCAGGUGGGAUGUUCUCUCUGGUGUGAUGCUGCAGCAUCCUGCCCCGCUCUGCUGGCAUUGCUGACAGCCAAAAUUCCCAUCACCUGCCUGGGAUGGGGAAUGCACCUGGGUUCCUGCAUCUCCCGGGGGAGAUGAUGGCAGGCACGGAUUUGUGGCAGGAUGCUGUGAUGGAUUUGGGGAUUCCCUGGGAUGUGGUGUGGGCACGGCAGGGAGGGUCCAGCUGCCCUGAGCUGCUCAGACUGUUCCGGUUCUUUUUCCCUGGAGCCGGUUCCGGGCUCCGAGCCAGGCUGGGCAGGGGCACGGCGGGGGUGGCGGGCGCUGCGGGGGCACAUGCACGACCCCAAUAAACAUGUGAAGGUUACCGGA
This is a messenger RNA of Haemorhous mexicanus (house finch), 2811 nucleotides long. RefSeq names its product phosphatidylinositol glycan anchor biosynthesis class V (gene PIGV). The coding region runs from base 828 to 2309 and encodes 493 amino acids. The transcript is spliced from 5 exons. The record is from RefSeq and is a predicted model, not a curated record. Gene Ontology annotation, biological process: GPI anchor biosynthetic process. Gene Ontology annotation, cellular component: mannosyltransferase complex; endoplasmic reticulum membrane. Gene Ontology annotation, molecular function: GPI mannosyltransferase activity; alpha-1,6-mannosyltransferase activity. NCBI's taxonomy places the organism in Eukaryota, Metazoa, Chordata, Aves, Passeriformes, Fringillidae.